Molecule: messenger RNA, 525 nt
Organism: Clonostachys solani
Lineage: Eukaryota; Fungi; Ascomycota; Sordariomycetes; Hypocreales; Bionectriaceae
Source: the annotation of a GenBank genome assembly
AUGCAGUUCACCAAGCUCUCUCUCAUGGCUGUCGCCGUCUCCAGUGCCAUCGCCCAGCCCCAACCCACUGCCGUUCCUGCCGCCCUCGCUGCGCGUGAGGAGGAUUUCUCUAAAUGUUCCAACGCCUUGGUUUCUAAGGGAACCUUCUUCUCCGAGAUGCCUGUUCCCACUGGGGACGCCGCGAGUGUCGUCGCCCUGGUCACCGCGACUGACGAGUGCGAAAUCCCUGCCGUGACUGGCGACAGGGCCAGCGCUUACAGCUCCUACAUGUCCGCAGCGUCCAGCUGGUAUCAGAAGCACCAGUCUGAGUACAACGACAUUGUUACUGAGUGUGGCAAGGAUUUGGGCGCCGCCAUGACCAGUGCCGGUUACUCGAACGUUUUCGCCAAUGCCACCGCCUGCACCAGCCUCAAGUGGGGAGCCAGUGAGACUGCGGUCUCUACCAACGGCGCCAUCUCUCGCCAGGCGGGCUCUGCGCUUGUUGUUGUUGGCCUUGCUGCUCUCACUGCCGCUGGGCUCCUCUAG